GGGAGAGGGAAAGAAUCGGCGGCGGGAGAGAGAGCAGAGCAACAGCAGCGGCGGCGGGCGGGGUGGCGGAGGGUGAACCAUGACCACGGUGGAGGAGCUGUACCGUAACUACGGCAUCUUGGCGGACGCCACGGACAACGUGGGCCAGUACAAAGAUGCGUAUCAGGCCAUUUUGGAUGGUGUGAAGAGCGGAGCCAAGGAGAAAAGAUUGGCAGCGCAGUUUAUCCCAAAGUUCUUCAAACAUUUUCCAGAGUUGGCAGAUAGUGCUAUCAAUGCUCAAUUGGAUCUCUGUGAGGAUGAAGAUCUUUCUAUUCGCCGUCAGGCUAUUAAAGAGCUCCCUCAGUUUGCAACAGGUGAAAACCUACCAAGAGUUGCAGAUAUCUUAACACAGCUUUUACAAACUGAUGAUAGUGCAGAGUUCAACUUGGUUAACAAUGCAUUAAUAUGUAUAUUCAAGAGUGAUGCCAAAGGAACCUUAGGUGGCCUUUUCACACAGAUAAUACAAGGGGAGGACAUUGUGCGAGAGCGCGCCAUUAAGUUCCUUUCCACAAAACUGAAGGUAUUACCAGAGGAAGUAAUGACCAAAGAGGUAGAAGAAUACAUCUUUGUGGAGUCUAAAAAGGUACUGGAUGAUGUGACAGGAGAGGAGUUUGUUUUAUUCAUGAAGAUUCUGUCUAGCCUGAAGAACCUUCAGACAGUAAGUGGUCGACAACAGCUGGUUGAGUUGGUGGCUGAACAAGCAGAUUUAGAGCAGGUGUUUAAUCCUGCAGAUCCAGAUUCCGUUGACAGACUACUACAGUGCACAAGACAAGCAGUUCCACUUUUCUCGAAAAAUGUGCAUUCAACCAGGUUUGUCACCUACUUUUGCGAGCAAGUGCUGCCAAACCUAAGCUCCCUUACUAGUCCAGUGGAAGGACUUGACAUUCAGUUGGAGGUUUUAAAGUUACUGGGAGAAAUGACACCUUUCUGUGGUGACAUGGAAAAGUUAGAAAGUAACUUGAAACAGUUAUUCGAAAAGUUACUGGAAUAUAUGCCAUUGCCCCCAGAAGAAGCAGAAAAUGGUGAAAACGCCGGCAAUGAGGAACCCAAACUACAGUUUAGUUAUGUCGAAUGUCUGUUAUUUGGCUUCCAUCAACUUGGAAAGAAGCUUCCUGAUUUCCUUACAGCAAAACUCAAUGCAGAUCGACUGAAGGACUUCAAAAUCAGAUUGCAGUAUUUUGCAAGAGGUUUGCAAGUUUACAUCAGACAGCUUCGUCUUGCUCUACAAGGAAAAACAGGUGAAGCUUUGAAAACAGAAGAGAACAAAAUUAAAGUUGUUGCAUUGAAGAUAACCAAUAACAUUAAUGUUCUCAUCAAGGAUCUGUUCCACAAUCCUCCCUCUUAUAAAAGCACAGUCACCCUUUCUUGGAAGCCUGUACAGAAGGUUGAAGGAGGGCAAAAACGAAUGGCUGAGGAAAACACUUCAUCCCCUCCUAAGAAACAAUCUCCAGCACAAAAACGGGACACCAGGCAAAUUUACAACCCACCCAGUGGCAAAUACAGCAGUAACCUUGGUAACUUCUCAUAUGAACAGCGAGGAGGUUUCCGUGGAGGCAGAGGUCGAGGCUGGGGCGGACGAGGAAAUCGUAGCAGGGGACGCCUUUAUUAAACCUAAAAGGCUCCUUCACCAUUGUCCAUUGUGCAGUAGUUACUGUGUAUUAUAAUCUUGAGAUCGCUACAGAGCAUCUGCAAGAACCGCUAGGAGCCUUCAAAGGAGAAUUCUGUAUUUAAGCAAACCUAAUUUCUAGAAGAUACCUUUGUACAUUUCAACUUGUGUUUAUAUGUGGGAAUGUGAAGCUGUUUUCCAAACCCACACACCUGUUCCAAAAUGUGCUUUUUAUUUCCUUUUCUUUGUUUUAUACUGCUGAUCCAACAUUUUAUAAUAAUUAUAGGCUGGGAAAAAUUUUCAAAAACAAAAAGCACAGCAACAAUUGACAUUCCAAAAUCCAUCUUAGCACCAGGGUAAAAUUAGAACACGGUAGAGAAGUUUGAGAGUAGCUCCCAGUCCCUGCGCAUUCUCCAAUUGACUGUUUCCCACAAAUGUGAAGUAAAACCUGCAUUCAGGGCAACAUUUAAAACUGGUCUUUUUGGGAUCUACGGCCAGAAUGGGAAGUUUCAAGCCACUCUGGGUUCCCCCUAGUGCCAGUGCAUCAUUUCAAAUGAAAAUGUGCCACCAGAAGAAGUAACAUCACUGUUCAUGAUGGAUUCUUGCAGCGCUGACACUUCCAAAUUUUGGGUUUCAUUCUUCCCUUAUUGAAAUGCGUAACCGUUUAAUUCCCUUCAAUAGGUUCCUAGAUUGAAUAGCAGAUAAGCAAUGUCUUUCAAGGGAUGGCAUCUGGAUUAACAACUGACAGGGACCUCAACUUUUUUCCUCCAUUUCCCUCACUGGAUAAUAUUUUGCCUUUUCCUAAGAGUGCACAGCUUCCCAAUUGAGAUUGGUAGAUUUAAUUGUGUGGAAAUUGUGGCUAGAAAUACACUUAUGUAGUGGUGUAUUAAUGUGCAGUGUGUGACUCGGGCCAUAAGUCCCUCCUUUCUGAAGCUAGGCAAAUGCGAACCAAUCUCAAUUCAACAUAUGUCCUUCAACAAACUGAUGGCACUAUCCCUAUUGAUGAUUAUAAAGCUAUAUGCUGUGAUAACAUUUCUUAGUGCUGUGCAGUAUUUAUGUAACCUGUUGCAUUUUUAUGAUCUAUGUAGAUUAACUGUUGAGUGCUAUAGUACUGAAGUACUGUAUUCAAAGAGUACUUGUAGCUUAAAAAAAUGAUUUGCUUAAUUCCAAAGCUUUGUCUGCAUUUGUGCUUUGAUCCCCACUUCAUUGCCUAUCUGCAUGGCCAAUAAUCUUGUGAUAUCAAAUAUUACCUCAUUGUAAUGUUGCCUCUGCAUUUUACAAUGGGCUUCAUUUUGAUGUCAGAAGCCAACAGUCAUGAGGUAAGUUUUCUAAGCUUUACCUCAGUUCCUCAGUUUUUUAUCCCUCUGCCCGAAGAAACCAAUAACUAACAACAUCCAUAUGUUAAUGUUUUAGUUGAUCAUUAUCUACAUUUUAAAUUGAGCAUGAAGAUCAUUGCGCUGUUGGGAUAAACACUAUAUCUGUCUAAAGAAAUUAUAUGCUGUUUGCAGUCAUGUGAACAAAGCUACAUCCAGCAGUAGGUUGACCCUGAUGUAUUUCCACUGUAGCCUUCAAAUGCAUUGAGUAAUGAUAUCUCACUUCAGUUCUGGAUUAGGUUUAGGCUGUGGGAAUUACUGUAUACUUACGCAAGAUAUUACAUUAUGGCUCCAGUGAUUGUUACAGGGAUACCAGAAACACCAGUAUGAUAGUGAAUAAACUGCAAGUUGUCAUGUGUUACUGUAUCAUGGUCUUGCAGAAAACCUGUCAAACUUUCAUUUGUGUUAUUGGUGAGUCCAGCAUUAAACAUUCUGUAUCUAAAUUGGGGGAACAACCAUCAAUUCAAAGCAAUCGUUCUUGUGAAUUGGUGAAACAGCUGCAAGAAAAUUUGGCAAAGUGCCUUCAUUGUGCACAUUGUGAUGUUGAAGGCCACAGUGGAAUUGUUAAAAUGUUAAGUGUCAAGAUUUGAAUGAUGGACAAAAAUCUAAGUGGGGAAACAAAAUGGCCCUGAAGUCAUGUUCACAUAUAUGUAUGUUGGUUCUUCAAUACCAAUUGCCAAUGUUACAAAUGUUUCAGAAUGAGUAAUGCCGAACCAUUUAAUUAUUGUUGCUUAACUACCGAGAUUUUUAAUUUACCAUAGUGCAGACGUACUAUAAGCUGUAUUUUGGAAACUUGCUGUUGGAGGUGAAUGAAUACUUUAUUUGGAUAUCUGCAUGAAUAAUAUUUUCGUAUUCAUUUUUUAAAAUCCAGUCAUUGUACAGCUUUUCUUUGUGUGGAAGCUACCUAAUACAAUACCUAUAAAGAAGGUAUUUGGGGGAAAGAUACCUUUUCCUUUUGUAAAUUACACAAUGGAACCUUUUUCUUCAUUUAGUCUUUGGUUUGCAAUAUAACAGUGCCAGACCAUUUUUAGUAGCAUGUGAAAGGUUCCAGUUGUCUUUCUUAUUGUGCAGAAAGAUUUAUUUCAACACUUGGAUUAAAUAAGUGCAAAUGCAAAAGUUGGAAGUAGUAAUACAUGCUAUCUCUAAGGCUGUAGGUGAAGCACGCUGUUUAUUUAGAAAAGCUGUAAUUGCAUGUGACCUUUUUAUAGGGCUGUCCUUACAUAUUUAGAGAACGCUUUUUGCAGGUGGUUGCUAGUUCAUCAAUGCCAUUGCAGCUUCUGUUUAGAAAUGCAACAAAGUUAAUUGUUCGCCGCCUCAUUUUCUUUCAGUGGAAGGAAAUGUAAGCGUGCCCCAUCCUUUUGGAAUAAAACGUUUUGUACAGUA
Messenger RNA from Carcharodon carcharias (great white shark), 4401 nucleotides. It is a transcript of the gene api5, whose product is annotated as apoptosis inhibitor 5. The coding region runs from base 80 to 1648 and encodes 522 amino acids. The transcript is spliced from 14 exons. NCBI's taxonomy places the organism in Eukaryota, Metazoa, Chordata, Chondrichthyes, Lamniformes, Lamnidae. Gene Ontology annotation, molecular function: RNA binding. Gene Ontology annotation, biological process: negative regulation of apoptotic process. The record is from RefSeq and is a predicted model, not a curated record. Gene Ontology annotation, cellular component: nucleus.